GAACAAGUUAACUGCCAUCGAGGUUGCGGUUGAUUGUGGCUGUUCUGGAGUGAACGGAAUAUAGGUUGUCUCCACUUCUCAUUUAUCCCUCCGGGAUACUCUUCCUGAGGCUCGGCAUGAAAAACCAAGAAGGCCAAUUGUACAAUCCUAUGAUCCUGUGAAGGCUUUGCCAAGUCAUAAGAGCUGAAAUCAGAUGGUUUGUGAGAAACACCAAAAUGGAUUUGAAUUCCAGUGUGUCUAAUAUCACUUUUCUUACCAAAGCGGUUUCCAGCACAUGGGUGGGUUUUCUCAGAAUUACAUUUAUGACUAGUUCUGAAGAUCUCCCUGAAAUCAUUCUAAUACUGUCUUUGAUCUGCACAGUUGGAGCAUUUUUGAACCUGCACUUAAAAGACUUUCCAGUUCCUCUCCCUGUGAUAUUAUUUUUAAUUGGAUGCAGUUUUGAAAUAUUAAGUUUUACAUCUGACAAGGUGCAAAGAUACACAGAUGCCAUACAAUGGAUGAGUCCAAAAUUAUUUUUUAAUAUAUUUACACCAAUAAUUAUCUUUAACGUUGCAUUCGACAUGGAUGUUUACAUGCUCCAAAAGUUAUUUUGGCAGAUAAUUUUAAUUACAAUUCCUGGCUUUUUUAUGAAUUAUACAUUAAUUCUUUGGUAUCUGGCAUCUGUGAAUAAAUUACUUUUGAAAACCACUCCAUGGUUAUUAUUUGCAACUAUCCUCAUGAGUUCAGAUCCCAUGCUGACUGCAGCUGCUAUAAGAGACCUUGGUCUUUCUAGAAGCCUCACCAAUUUAAUUAAUGGAGAAAGUCUGAUGACCUCUAUAAUGUCUUUGAUUAUGUUUAAUAGUAUUGAGGAUAUUAAUGGCAACCUACAAAAGGGGAACAAUUCAUUAGUUUUUGACAUCCUAUUUGAACUUUGGUCUUAUUUUCUAGCAAGUUUCUUGUUUGGAAUUCUGAGUUCAAAACUGAUCCAAUUGUGGAUGGCUACUGUUUUUGGUGAUGAUGUCAAUCACAUAAGUCUCAGCUUGUCAAUUCUGUACCUCAUCUUUUUUAUUUGUGAACUAGUUGGAAUGUCUGGAAUAUUUACCCUGGCCAUUAUGGGACUUUUUUUAAAUUCUACCAGUUUUAAACCAGGAGUUGAAGAACUUCUUCUAGAAUUCUGGAAUUGUCUAUCAUUUGUUGCUUUUCUUAUGGUGUUUACUUUCACUGGACUUCUAAUUCCUGCACAUACAUAUUUAUAUAUAUCAUUUUCUGAUAUAUAUUAUUCAUUAAAUAUCUAUUUCACACUUAUUGUUUUAAGACUUCUGGUUUUUCUAUUAAUGAGCCCUCUUUUGUCUCGACUUGGUCAUGGGUUCAACUGGCGUUGGGCGUUCAUAAUGAUCUGGAGUGAAAUGAAAGGAACACCUAAUAUAAACAUGGCUCUUCUCCUUGCCUACUCUGACCUUUCUCUUGGAACUGAGAGGGAAAAAUCUCAAGUAUUAUUUCAUGGAGUGUCAGUUUGCGUAGUUACCUUGAUUGUCAAUAGAUUUAUUUUGCCAAUGGCAGUUAGUAAACUAGGUCUUCAUGACGUCACAUCAACAAAAUAUAAAUCUCUUUAUUGUACAUUUCAACACUUUCAAGAGCUAACCAAAUCUGCAGCUUCUGCACUCAAAUUUGACAAAGAUCUUGCUAAUGCAGAUUGGAAUAUGGUUGAGAAAGCAAUUGUCCUUCAAAACCCAUAUGCAUUGAGCCAAGGAGAAACAACAGAACAUCAAAAGGUGAAAUGUCUAGCCUGUAACAAGGAAAUAGAUGAGACCCUUAACAUUGAAGCAAUGGAGUUGGCCAACAGGCGUCUCUUGUCAGCACAAAUAGCAAGCUACCAGAGACAAUACACGAAUGAGACUCUGUCCCAGAGUGCGGCCCAGGUGCUGGUGGGUGCCGUGGGAAGCUUCGGUGAAAAGAAGGGAGAAUAUAUGAGUCCUGAGACAAUAAAGACUUAUUCUGAAAGCAAAAAACUUCUUGCCUUUAUUAGAAAAGUAUUGCUCAAUUGGGUGUACAAUACUAAAAAGGAAAAAGGGAUCCCAUCAAGACAUUGCUUUCUUCAGUCAUGCCAUAAAAUCGUAUUUACUAAUGAAUUUGAGUAUGUUGGAUAUCUUGUGAUAAUGAUGAAUAUGUUUCCGAUUACAAUUUCUUGGAUACCUGAAUUAAAUGAUAUCUAUGAGCGUGAAUUAAAAUAUUCUAACUACCUUUUUCUUACAUUUUAUAUCAUGGAGGCCCUACUUAAGAUGGCUGCAAUGAGGAAGGAAUAUUUUUCACAUACCUGGAAUCUAUUUGAGUUGACAAUUACAUUAGUCGCCAUCAUAGAUGUAAUUCUUAUUGAGACAAAUUACAUUACUUAUACUUUUGAAUUUAUUCAAACUGUAAUCUUUUUUAAAAUUGUUCGAUUUCUUCGCGUACUACGUAUUUUAAAGCUCGUAACCCCCAAGUUGCUGCAAAUAAUAGAUAAAAAGAUGAGUCAUCAGCUAUCCUUUAAAUAUGCUAUACUAAAAGGUUAUAUCCAAGGUGAAGCAGACAUAAUGACUAUAAUUGAUCAAAUUUCAAGUUCUAAGCAAGUUAAACAGAUAUUAUUAAGGAGGAUAAUGAAGAAUACAGGACAUGCUCUGAAAGAGCUAGGCUACUUAGAGUAUGAUCACCCGGAAAUUGCUAUUACUAUGAAAACAAAGGAGGAGAUUAAUGUCAUGCUCAAUUUGGCUAGAGAAAUUGUUAAGGUUUUUAGGUCAAAAGGGAUUAUUCAUAAAAUCGAAGGUUCUGAAAUUAAUAAGUUAAUAAUGGCCAAAAAAAGAGAGAUACUUGAUUUUCAACCUGUUAUCAAACCACUUACUGUUGAAGAAGCACUCUACAAUAUUCCAUGGCUAGAUAAAGAAAAAGAUCAUAUAAGCUUCAUUCAGGAAAGAGCCAGAGUGGUAACAUUUGAUUGCGGAAAUGAUAUAUUUGAAGAAGGUGAUGAGCCCAAAGGAAUUUAUAUAAUAAUAUCAGGUAUGGUGAAGCUUCAAAGAUCAAAGCCUGGCUUGGGAAUUGACCAAAUGCUCUGGGAGUCAGAGGAGAAUGAUGAUCAGAUAACUUACACAGACUUUGUGAUCAGUGGGGAAAUAAUAGGAGAGUUAAACUGCUUAACGAAUAAACCCAUGAUAUGUUCUGCUACCUGCAAAACUGUAGUGGAGACAUGUUUUAUUUCCAAAAGUCACUUGUAUGAAGCUUUUGAGCAAUGUUGUCCUCACAUUGAAUAUAAAAUGUGGCUAAAACUUGGUCUUUCUAUUACUGCCAAAAAAAUCAGGGAACGUUUAUCUUAUAAGGAUUGGAACUACAAGAUGCAAUUAAAACUCUAUAACGUCUGCAUAAAAGACAUACCAAAGAACACCAAAACUGAUAUCUAUGAUGAAACUGUAAUCUACGUCAUCCUCAUACAUGGAGCUGUAGAAGAUUGUCAGUUACGGAAAGCUUAUAAGGCACCUUCUUUAAUUCCUAUAACAUGCUAUCAGGUGCAAGGCACUGAAGAUUUCACAAAGGUAAUGAUUGUUCAAACUUUGGUUGAUGUGAAAAAAUUCAGAUGGAACACUAGAAAGUAUGUACCUUCACGUAAAGCAUCUCUUCCAACAACACCAACAUCUACAAGCAGACUAUAUAAAGAUAUUCAGUGUGAAACAAAGACUGAGAUUCAAGAAUCUACAGGGCUAUUGGAUAGUAUCAAGGAGGAAAUGGACGUCUAUGAGAUCAUCUAGAAUAAAACUAAAUGAAAAUCUGGAAUGGUUGACAAUACUAUUUUGAAAACUGACGCAUGUAACGGCGCUGUUGUCACAAGAUGCCUCCUGUUUUGAAUGUGUUUUGAAACACAUUUCCCUGCAUCAGAAGGGAGUAAGUUCAAGCUGGAUCCUGUGUGGAUGAUCCUGGUGCCACAUGGAAAGAUGUAUGCACUUUGCAACUGUUCCAUCUAAAACAUAUUUCUUGGAAAAUGUUCUUCAUUUAAAAUAUCUAUUAAUUUAAGUGUCUAGAACAUCUCAGAAAAUCAUAGAACAAGUUUUAGUUUUAGAGCCAGAAAAUAAGCUUAGGCCACCUAGAUAGUUUGCAUAAUGCUCUGAGAGUAAAAAUGGUUUGACUCACUUUGCGAAAAACAGAACACUAUUAAAAUGCAGUUUAAAUGUUGAUCUUAAA
Molecule: messenger RNA, 4182 nt
Organism: Leopardus geoffroyi (Geoffroy's cat)
Lineage: Eukaryota; Metazoa; Chordata; Mammalia; Carnivora; Felidae
Gene: SLC9C1
Product: solute carrier family 9 member C1
Exons: 29
Coding region: 216-3752 (1178 amino acids)
Biological process (GO): proton transmembrane transport
Cellular component (GO): membrane
Molecular function (GO): monoatomic ion channel activity; sodium:proton antiporter activity
Source: RefSeq, a predicted model, not a curated record